UCCUCUUUUCAUCAGUACCUCAACAUGCAGAAAAAAGACGCCUCCUUACAUGGUUUCCUGCCUAACUUCCAACAUUUCGCCACGCAAGCCAUCCAUGUGGGCCAGGAACCGGAGCAAUGGAACUCUCGGGCUGUGGUGCCCCCUAUCUCACUGUCCACCACGUUCAAGCAGGGAGCGCCCGGCCAGCACUCGGGUUUUGAAUAUAGCCGGUCUGGAAAUCCCACCAGAAAUUGCUUGGAAAAAGCAGUGGCAGCAUUGGAUGGGGCUAAAUACUGUUUGGCCUUUGCUUCAGGUUUAGCAGCUACCAUGACUAUCACUCAUCUUUUAAAAGCAGGAGACCAAAUUAUUUGUAUGGAUGAUGUAUAUGGAGGUACCAACAGAUACUUCAGGAAGGUGGCAAAUGAAUUUGGAUUGAAGAUUUCUUUUGUUGAUUGUUCCAAAACCAAAUUGCUAGAGGCAGCAAUUACACCUGAAACCAAGCUUGUUUGGAUUGAAACCCCCACAAACCCGAACUUGAAGAUGAUUGAUAUCGAAGCCUGUGCACACACCAUCCAUAAACAUGGAGAUAUUAUUAUGGUCGUGGAUAACACUUUUAUGUCAGCAUACUUCCAACGGCCUUUGUCUUUGGGAGCUGAUAUUUGCAUGUAUUCAGCAACAAAAUAUAUGAACGGCCACAGUGAUGUUGUAAUGGGCUUAGUGUCUGUUAAUUCUGAGAAUCUUCAUAAUAGGCUCCGUUUCUUGCAAAACUCUAUCGGAGCAGUUCCAUCUCCUCUUGACUGUUACCUCUGCAAUCGAGGUCUAAAGACUCUACAAGUUCGAAUGGAAAAGCAUUUUGAAAAUGGAAUGGCAGUUGCUCAGUUUCUGGAAUCUAAUCCCCUGGUAGAAAAGGUUAUUUAUCCUGGACUACCAUCUCACCCGCAGCAUGAGCUGGCGAAGCGUCAGUGCACAGGCUGUCCAGGGAUGAUCACCUUCUUUAUUAAGGGCAGUCUUCAGCAUGCUGAGACUUUCCUCAAGAACUUAAAGCUUUUUACGCUGGCUGAGAGCUUGGGAGGAUAUGAAAGUCUUGCUGAACUUCCGGCAAUCAUGACCCAUGCAUCUGUGCCAAAGAGUGACAGAGAUGCUCUUGGAAUUAGUGACACAUUAAUUCGACUCUCUGUGGGCCUAGAGGACAAAAAGGACCUGAUGGAGGAUCUAGAUCAAGCUUUGAAGAUGGCAGUAAGUUAUAUUAUUAUUAUUAUUUUUCUGCUACUGGGACGAGACCUACUAGGGAAGUUACAGGCCACCAUUUCAUUUUCCGAUGAAGGUCAAUUGGAUUUAUGCUUGCCUCGACCAAGGAUGAUCCUGACCCUUACCAUGUCUCGUGAGGAAGAAUGGAGGCUCUUUUUUAGAAAGUCUGGGGAGAUUUUGAAUCCAGAACUCUUCCGGAAAUGGCCAGGAGUCUGGGCUGAAGAUAACCCGCCCGGACUGGCAAUUAACCAGGCCCCGGUGUGGAUUGAGUUAAAACCUGGGGUCCAGCCAGCCACCUGGCAAAAACCAACAAAGAACACCCAGGUGCUUCUUAAGAAAGGAGUAGCCGCGUCUAGGUGCCAAAGCUUUCAGUGUAACCCCUUAGAAUUAACCAUCACUCAGCCCCCAAAUCCGCAGUGGCAAAAAGGAGUACAAGUGUUUCUAGGGACUGAUGGGAAGGGACUGAAUCCCAGCACUUUCAUUUUCAUUAAGGGGCAGGUCCAGAGUCGUCUGGAGAGUUUUCCUGGUGUUUCCUUCGUUCUAUGA
Chrysochloris asiatica (Cape golden mole) is the source of this 1773-nucleotide messenger RNA. RefSeq names its product cystathionase (cystathionine gamma-lyase) (gene CTH). The coding region runs from base 25 to 1773 and encodes 582 amino acids. Gene Ontology annotation, molecular function: cystathionine gamma-lyase activity; pyridoxal phosphate binding. Gene Ontology annotation, biological process: transsulfuration. Gene Ontology annotation, cellular component: cytoplasm. The transcript has 13 exons. NCBI's taxonomy places the organism in Eukaryota, Metazoa, Chordata, Mammalia, Afrosoricida, Chrysochloridae. The record is from RefSeq and is a predicted model, not a curated record.